AUGACCGAAACUGGUAUGCAAGCGAGCAGAUACCUCAAUAAUGUUCCCAGGGGAAAAUACAAGGUAGACGACGUGACGCAAGAAGAAAGGGAAGACUGCUAUCUAGCCACGCUUCAUAUAAGAGAUACUACGUCCACGGAUUCGAGAGCAUAUUACCUAGCUGUGGAGAACGACAAAGGCACAGAUAGGCAUGCUGUGCAGUUGUACGUGAACGGUAAGUUGAGGAAAGUGUGUUAG
This is a messenger RNA of Acanthoscelides obtectus, 237 nucleotides long. Lineage: Eukaryota; Metazoa; Arthropoda; Insecta; Coleoptera; Chrysomelidae. The record is from the annotation of a GenBank genome assembly.